This is a messenger RNA of Aedes albopictus (Asian tiger mosquito), 1410 nucleotides long. Its product is annotated as basic helix-loop-helix transcription factor amos-like. Lineage: Eukaryota; Metazoa; Arthropoda; Insecta; Diptera; Culicidae. Gene Ontology annotation, molecular function: E-box binding; protein dimerization activity; DNA-binding transcription factor activity, RNA polymerase II-specific. Gene Ontology annotation, cellular component: nucleus. The record is from RefSeq and is a predicted model, not a curated record. Gene Ontology annotation, biological process: positive regulation of transcription by RNA polymerase II; axon development; sensory organ development. The transcript has a single exon. The coding region runs from base 199 to 978 and encodes 259 amino acids.
UCCAAGCGAGGGUGGGGGUAAAAACAACGUGCUGAUCCUGAGAACGGUAUAAAACGUACCUGGAUGGUCAGGUUCUGGUUCAGUUUCGGAACAUAUUUUGGCGAAGAAGUUUUGCUUUCGCUCUUGGUUUGUGCGUGAAUCAGAAUUCACUUAAUUUGUGCCAGUGAUUGAAAGUGAUCUCAAGAAGUGUGAACCACCAUGACAACGGACUUCAGUCGUCACCACCAGUAUUACUACUAUCCCGGACAAGAAACGGCCAACGUGAACGUAAAAAUGGAGCAAAUCGAGCAGCAUAUCACUGCCGAAGAUUACUACGGAAGUUUCCCGACUAUCAACGGUCAGGGACUGAACUUGUCCAACAUGAUGAUGCUACCGAACUACGAAUCGCAGCUAACGAACUACCCGGAGUCCUGGAUGACCCCUUCGCCGUCCAGUUUCGGAUCAGAGAGCCCAGACUACUAUUCGAUCAGCUCACCGGCCUUCAUCGACGUCGAAGAGUGCAAGGAAAAUCUACUCAAACAAGCCUCUCAACUACCCUUAUCGCCACCCAUCAUGCUAUCAACCCCCAUCUCGGAAAUGCCCACCCCCACGGCACUUCCCGUCAAAAAGCGCCAAUAUCGUCGCCAACCGAAAAUCAAAGCCGAACCACUCGCCAUGGAAACCCAGGCAACGCCUACUUCGGAUCUCUCCUGUUCUACCGCUCUGAUGUUCUCAAAAGACCCGACAGCGACCGCUACCCCCACCGCAGCAACCGCAACCGGUAAGCGGAAACGCAAGCCGGUCGCGCCGCAGAUCAAGAAGAAGCGCCGCCUCGCGGCCAACGCUCGCGAACGCAAACGGAUGCAGAGCCUGAACGAUGCCUUCGACCGGCUGCGCCAAUGGUUGCCCAGUUUGGGCAACGAUCGGCAACUGUCCAAGCACGAGACGCUCCAGAUGGCGCAGCAGUACAUCACGGCUCUGUACGAGCUGUUGCAGUAGGCUGUGACGCUGACGUGAUCGUGAUUGUUGACGACGGUGCCACCCAGAGUAUAAAGAGACGAGUGAUUCUUAGUCAGUCAGGUCAGGUAGUCCCCUUCAAAGUGUACAUUUUGUUUCAAACGUGAGACAGUGUUAUUUAGUGACAAAGCGAUUCAGAGGCUUUUGUGCUCGCAUUACAGAGAGUUGUUUUUCCGAGGACGGUAUGGAAUUCGUCCGAAACAGAACUGUUUGUUUCCCAGUGCCAGUGUUAAGUUGUACAAAAAUUGUAUUAGUUACGUCAUAUUUGUUAAGGUUACUUUUUCUCGGAACUGAUUGUACUAUAGAUUAGAGGUUAAGUUUGAACGGAAAAAAAGUUUAAAUUAUUUUAUCGAUAUUGAGAGAUAUUGUACAGGCUACUAUGAUAGCUCGGAAUAAAUGUUGAAAGUAAAAUUA